Molecule: messenger RNA, 1638 nt
Organism: Branchiostoma floridae (Florida lancelet)
Lineage: Eukaryota; Metazoa; Chordata; Leptocardii; Amphioxiformes; Branchiostomatidae
Product: death-associated protein kinase 1-like
Exons: 9
Coding region: 1-1638 (545 amino acids)
Molecular function (GO): protein binding
Source: RefSeq, a predicted model, not a curated record
AUGGAUAAUCUAGCUAAACUCAGUAACUCAAACCAGUCGACUCCCCUGCAUAAAGCUGCUGCUAAAGCUUGGCUCCACACCGGGACUUGUGAAGUUCUGAUUCGUGCUGGAGCCGAUGUCACAGCCACAGAUAAGGAGGGGAAGACUCCCUUGGAUUAUGUAAGGGAUCCGGAGAUUCAACGGCACUGGAAGAACCUGGACAAACAGGUGAAACAAGAGAAGUCCUACCACGAGUUGAUGCAGCAGUCAGGCGGGGUGAAGGUCAACAGGUUUAAGGUGUUCAUUGGAGGGAAUGAGACAACUGGGAAGUCCACUCUGAAACAAAGUCUCACAAAGGGCCUGUUGUCUGCACUGAUCCAAAGACUCUCCCGAAGGUCAGUGGAGGCACCUUAUAACCCCACCCCAGGGGUGGAUAUUGGAACGUUCCAUGUUCCGGGGGUGGGAGAGGUCAGCGUGUGGGAUUUUGCUGGGCAGGCGGAGUACGCGGUAACCCACAGCAUGUUCAUGGAUGCAGAGAACACCGUUUUCAUUGUGCUGUACAACAUCACGGACAAUAAAAAGACCCGAGAACAACAGGUUACCUGGUGGUUGUGUUUCAUCAAGGCCUGCAACCCAAACCGGCAGCCUGACGUCAUCUUGGUCGCCAGUAAUGCGGAUCAGGUGGAUCCCACAAUAGGACAGGACCGAGCGGCCCUUGUUGUUCAGACGAUGCAAACAGAGUUCAAAGACCACCUCCGUAUCUCAGAUGAAGUGAUCGUGAUGGACUGUAGGAGGACCCGGACGCCUGAGAUGGACCGACUCAAGUCCCUUCUGGUCAGAAUAGGAGCGGCAUUGAUUCAACACCAACGCAACAUGCCCAAGCUGUGUGCAAAGAUCAUGAAGCAUCUACCAAAGUGGUGCAAGAGUAAAACCAGCACUAAUUGUCCAGUAUUAAUGUGGCCAGACUUCGUGAAGGAAGUCAAGGAGCUUGACAGAUUUGUGACCGAGGACUUCCUCAAGAAAUCUUCAAGAUUCUUGCACCAUCUGGCAGAGAUUCUAUUCAUCACUCCGGCCACUUCUGACUCCAUCAUUGUCUUGAAGCCCAACUGGCUCGGCACGGGUGUCUUUGGUCGAGUCAUGGCACCAGACUACUUUGACAACCACCUAAACAGAACAAGUGAGGACUUCGUCACCAGAGAGGAGCUACAGCGUGUCUUCCAAGACGUUGCUGACGUGGAUCUGGUGAUCACCCUGCUGCAAGAGUUCCAGCUCUGCCACACCUUUGACGAUGAGACCUAUAUCAUCCCAGGGUUGCUGAAGCAAAACAUGCCCGACAAGGUGUGGAAACCAACGACAGAACAAAAGGUGAUCUACUUCGGGAAGCAAGUCCAGUGUGCCGACAAAACCGAUAUGUUCUCAUCUGGGUUCUUUCCCCGAGUGCAAACCUGCCUGAUGAGGGAGCUGAAGUAUCGCCCGUCGCUCUGGAGAGAUGGUGCCAAAAGUGCGGACAGGAAUGUGGAAGGUCUUAUCAAACUCUCUCCGGACAGCCGUGCAGUCAACAUCUGUGUCCGGAGUGUGCAGGGUGACAAGGUGAAGUGUGGCAAAAUGCUGCAGCAGCUGGAGAACAUCGUCGCUGAUGCCACAGUCCAGGGACAGUAA